Molecule: messenger RNA, 1011 nt
Organism: Protopolystoma xenopodis
Lineage: Eukaryota; Metazoa; Platyhelminthes; Monogenea; Polystomatidea; Polystomatidae
Source: the annotation of a GenBank genome assembly
AUGAUGGCUUACGGGGAUUACGGUCAACGUGUCCUGCACACUCUUGCACAUGUACAGACGAUCAAGCAAGAAUCGGGCAUCGGAGACCCGAGUGAAACUAUUGAAAAGUCAGAUAGUAGAGAUACAGAACUUCCUCUGGUAGAGACAACAAACCCUAGUCUCAUCAGUGUCGCUGAUACUAGCAAAUCUGGUGGAGGUGACGCUGAUGAGGAUGAUCAAGGACCCUUGUAUGAUGGCGGAAAUGACGAUGAUGAAGAUGAGGAUGAUGAUGUUAUUACAGCCUUCAAUAGUGAACUGAAAACUCGCAAUGAGUUUGCCACUGAGAAAAGCAGUAUUUUCCGAGUUAUCAAAGAUUAUUCUAUUGACUGUUCGGAGGAUAGCUCUUUUGAUAAAAAACAGUGGGCCGGCGAAGAACAAGAUGGUCAGCGAUCAGCUGUUGUGGACAAAGUUAUAGAUGAUGGGAAAGAUGAUAGACAUAAGGAGUUUGAUAAAAAGAGGUUUGGGCAAGAUUUAGAUGUUCGACUUCUGAACAUUCAGCACUUGGCUAGAAUGGCUGGAUCAAAUCCGCCUAGCGGAGAAUCCAGUCACUUUGACCUGCCAGAUGCAUUUCGUGGUGAAUCUGAUUGCGAAUCUGAUUCGGCCGAACCAAUUAAUGUGUCAGUGACUGUUGAAACGCCUGUAAGAGGUGGCUCUGGAAAACGAUCAUCAGAACCCGAGUCCCCCAGCAAUCUUGCUUCGUUUUCGCCUGCCAAGAGACGCCUAAUGGACACACGAAGCUCGGCAUUGACUAAACCCAAGAUUGACCAUGCCUCAAUCGAGCACUCAGAACAGACACUUGCCGAUGGUUCUGGUAGCCAACAUGAAAAAAAAAUCGAGCGUGAUGCUGAAGCUGGUGCCGUUCUUCUUGCUCACGAGGAGGAUGAAGACGAUGAUGAUGUCAGCUGCUUUCUCGCAAAUGGAGAUGUGGACUAUCGUCUUCUUGUACAGACUCCUGCAGCAGCUGACUUGUGA